Drosophila gunungcola (fruit fly) is the source of this 1462-nucleotide messenger RNA. Its product is annotated as calcyphosin-like protein. The record is from RefSeq and is a predicted model, not a curated record. The coding region runs from base 161 to 802 and encodes 213 amino acids. Lineage: Eukaryota; Metazoa; Arthropoda; Insecta; Diptera; Drosophilidae. The transcript is spliced from 5 exons. Gene Ontology annotation, molecular function: calcium ion binding.
UGGUGGUGGCUUUUCCUCAUUCGUUGCCAACGCUCCGCACACGCGACACGUGCGUAGAAAACUCCGUAUUGCCGCGACAUUGUGCAUUGUGAAAAGUUGAAACCGUUGAAACUGGAAUAAAAUAAUAAUAGACACUGAGUGUCAGCAACUGCCGGGAAAGAUGCAUCGCGAGAACGCCUACACCAAGGAGGCCGCCCUGAAGAAUCUGGCCAGGCGCGAGUUGGCCAACGGCCUGGACAAGGAUCCAAUUUACAAAUUGCGCCUGCAGUGCUUCAGUCGCGGGGCCACCGGCAUCUUGGGUCUGUCCAGAGCAUUUCGGGUGAUGGAUGAUGAUGGCAGCAAGACUCUUAAUGCCGAGGAGUUCAAAAAAGGAGUUACGGAUAUUGGACUGGAGGUGAGCGAUUCCGAAAUCGAGGACAUGUUCACCAGCUUCGACACAGACGGAAGUGGCAACAUAAAUAUGACAGAAUUUUUGGUAAAACUUCGGCCACCCAUGAAUAAUUCGCGUAUCAGCAUCAUCGAAAAAGCCUUUGAUAAGAUGGAUGUCAACGGCGAUGGUCAAAUUACUGUUGCCGAUUUAAAGAACGUUUAUUCGGUGCGCGAUCAUCCGAAAUACUUGAGUGGCGAAAUGACAGAGGCUGAGAUUUUCACGGGAUUCCUGAAGAACUUCGAGGAGGGUGCUCCGAAUCCGGACGGAGUUGUGACCAGGGAGGAGUUUAUCAACUACUACGCUACGAUCAGUGCCUCGAUCGAUAACGAUGCCUACUUCGAUCUGAUGAUGCGACAGGCCUACAAACUAUAGAUUGUGUUCCUCUUAGAAGUUUAAAGCUUAACGUCCAUUCGCCGUCUUUACAGCUUGAUCAGUUAAAUCAAUUUCGCACAUGUAAUAAUAACAAAAACCAAGCCAAGUUUUAAUCAAAUUUACUAGUACUGUUGAAAGCUACACUGCAUGUUUUAUUUUAAUCAACUAUUGAGGAGUUAGGAAAUUAAUCAAUAAAUAUUUUGGAUUUUUUCGAUGACAAUAUUGAAAUACAACAAAUAAAUUAAUUGAUUUAAAUAUCAGCUUGAUGAAAUAAUAGUCAAUAAUAGCCACAGAAAAUAUAACAUACUGCAGAAGCGAAAUCAAAACUUAAGUAUUCCUUAAAAACCAACUUUAAUUGUCAGUUGAUUUGGUCUUUAAGCCGCGUAAGCAAACUUUAUAUUUGGCUUUGCCCAGCGAUUUGCGAAAUGACAACGCAAAUCAGUCCAGCCGUAAACAUUGACAUGACCGCCCCCGCUUCGGUUGUAGUUUUAGCCAAAUAAUGCGCUAUAAUAAUUUAUUAAAUUAAAGCCGCGUGCUAAUUAGCAUAAAACUAAUUAGAUUACUUGUACAAGCGAAGCCACAUAGCACGGCGUAACACUCGCUGAACGGGCGACUGAGUUGGGUUUGAAUUUAGUUGAUGGGGUAAGUGCGGUGUACGCG